This is a messenger RNA of Dentiscutata erythropus, 333 nucleotides long. The record is from the annotation of a GenBank genome assembly. NCBI's taxonomy places the organism in Eukaryota, Fungi, Glomeromycota, Glomeromycetes, Diversisporales, Gigasporaceae.
AUGGACAACCUAACGGUUAAAAAUGUUAUAAAACUAGUUAUCACGCAAAUUUGUACCCAAAUGGAUCUUAAUCAACCCGAUAACGAAGAUGUUAUCGAGCAUAUUUCAAGAGAUCUCUCUCCUGAGGAGCAAACUUCCUUCAUAAACCUAACUACAGAACUAAAUUCCCAUAAGAGACGGGAUGAUUACAAAAUAGAAAGUAUGAUUCUCGAUGGUUGCGAUUUUACUAUUGGCCUUACUGCCAAGAUAAAACAUUACAUCUCUGAACGAUCAAGAAGACGAAAUGACGAUAAUCCGGCGAAUGUAUUUACCGAUGGACACAAUUUUCCAUAA